Trichophyton rubrum CBS 118892 is the source of this 318-nucleotide messenger RNA. RefSeq lists its product as uncharacterized. Lineage: Eukaryota; Fungi; Ascomycota; Eurotiomycetes; Onygenales; Arthrodermataceae. The transcript has a single exon. The record is from RefSeq and is a predicted model, not a curated record. Bases 1 to 318 code for a protein of 105 amino acids.
AUGGCAAAGGCGAAUAAAAGGCUGAAGAAGUCCCGCCAGCCAGCCCGCCCAGCAAGAGCCCAGCAGCCAAAGAACGCAGACGAACGGCCCUCAACUGCCCUUUUCCUGUGCGUGCUUGCGCUGUGUCGAAGGGGACGAGGGUUCACGGCUCCAGCUGUCCAGCCUAUCACGGCCGGCAAGUCCCCUCCACCGCUGCGGCCCAGGAUGCAGGAGGCCAUGCGGAUCAUGAAAGAUGGAGCCAGGAACAGGCUUGGUCGAGUGGGUGAGCCCUCGAGCUGCCACGGGCCAACCAGCAUAGGAAUAAUCAUAAUAACUUAA